AUGGCGAUUUCAAGGGUGGGGGUAACUGGCGUUGGUGUUUUAGGUGAAAUCAGUGAUAUCAAGAGUGUGAAUGGAGUCAUUUCACACGUCAAUAAAGCGUUUUUUUGGUUGGGAAAGAACCUUGAAGCCUUCGAUCCCAACGCAAAAGAAAACCCCAACAUUCUCAUUCUCGCCACCCCCUUCGUUCUUCGUCGUCUGCUGACUUACUGCUCAUCUUUAUUGGCCUUGUCUCUCUUCAGACAUUUUGUACUGGAUCCUGACAUCAAGCACACGUGAGGCAUUUUGUACUGGACAAGCAUAAUUCUUGGACAACACGAUGAUAAAAAGUCCGAGAUAAGGAGAAUUGCGAAAUAUCAGUACCUUCUUGGAUGAUGAAGAGAUUGAAAAAGUGGAAGAUUUGAAAUUGGAAUUGGAGAGUGCAAUUAAGGCAUCUUGGGCUUCUAUUAUCGUGUUGUCUUAGAAUUAUGCUACUUCAACAUGGUGCCUCGAUGAAUUGGUGUUGAUCCUUGAGCAGUGUAUCACAUCCAACCAUAUUGUUAUCCCAAUAUUUUAUCAUGUGGAGCCCACACAAUGUCCGGAAGCAACAAAGUAGCUUUGGAGAUGCAAUGGCUAAGCAUAAAGAAACAAUGAGGGAAGAGACAAAUGCAAAUAAAAAAGUCAACGGGCUAAAGCGAUUAUAGAAGUUGCUA
Molecule: messenger RNA, 689 nt
Organism: Lactuca virosa
Lineage: Eukaryota; Viridiplantae; Streptophyta; Magnoliopsida; Asterales; Asteraceae
Source: the annotation of a GenBank genome assembly